ACUUUAUCUGCGGAGAACAAAAGGCUCAUUUUUGUGCCAACUAUCCCAAUAAAAUUUAAAUCUGGAUAAGAAAUUCAAGCUAGAAAUAAAAUUACUUUUUAAACAAACACUUUAUUUUAUUUUCAGCCUCGUUCAGAUGUUCUGUAAGAGUUGGCUACUGGUUGGUCUCUUCAUCCUACUUAAUAUUUUAUUUCUGUAUUUCACUGCCACUACCCUCGAAACAAGAAAGUGGCAGAAAAUGGCGAAAAAAACAGGGAACCCCCAUGUUGCUUACCCUCAAAAUUACAGAUUUAUCCUCGACCAGCCACACAAGUGUGAACAGCAAAAGCCCUUUAUGGUGAUUAUCGUCCCCGUGGCCCCGCAGAACAUCGAGGCACGUAACGCCAUCAGGAUAACGUGGGGCAGCGAGGAGCUCGUCCGGGACAAAUUGGUGCUGGUUCUCUUUCUUCUGGGCUCACAAAGUGGUAACGAAACACUGCAGGAGCAACUCCAGAAUGAGAGCGAGGAGUAUCAAGACCUUCUCCAGAGCAACUUCCUGGAUUCCUACAGGAAUCUGACCAUCAAGACCUUGGUGAUGAUGGAAUGGCUCAACAGAAAUUGUCCACAGGCGUCCUACGGAGCGAAAGUGGACGCUGAUGUGCUCCUCAAUAUGAAAAACCUAUUACAUAUGCUUGUGAGUCUGAAAUCACUACAGCGAAACUACAUCACCGGCCUAGUAUUGUCUGGAAACACUGUCUUGAGAGAUCCAUCCAGCAAGUUUUUUGUCCCUCAUGAAGUGUAUCCUAAACCCAGAUAUCCUCCGUAUCCUCUGGGCAUGUGUUAUAUCUUUUCUAUGGACUUACCAGAGAAGAUCCUGCACAUCUCCAGGCAUAUCAAGCCUAUUUUUAUUGAGGACGCAUAUCUAGGCAUGUGCUUGAAGAGUUUGGGAAUCGCACCUAAGAAACCACCAAAUAUUGGACAGUUUGUGCUCAAACCACCACAACGAUUCAAUAGCUGUUACUAUUCUAGACGAAUAGCAAUACUCACAGACAGCCAGACUCAGCUGAUUUCCUAUUGGAUGGAUAUUCACUCAACCAAAAGACCCUGCUGAAAAGCACUCGGAGUCUAAA
This is a messenger RNA of Onychostoma macrolepis, 1109 nucleotides long. Its product is annotated as beta-1,3-galactosyltransferase 2-like. Gene Ontology annotation, molecular function: N-acetyl-beta-D-glucosaminide beta-(1,3)-galactosyltransferase activity. NCBI's taxonomy places the organism in Eukaryota, Metazoa, Chordata, Actinopteri, Cypriniformes, Cyprinidae. Bases 137 to 1090 code for a protein of 317 amino acids. The transcript has a single exon. Gene Ontology annotation, cellular component: membrane. The record is from RefSeq and is a predicted model, not a curated record.